Cloeon dipterum is the source of this 750-nucleotide messenger RNA. Its product is annotated as G patch domain-containing protein 4. The coding region runs from base 91 to 642 and encodes 183 amino acids. The transcript is spliced from 3 exons. Gene Ontology annotation, molecular function: nucleic acid binding. Gene Ontology annotation, cellular component: nucleolus. Lineage: Eukaryota; Metazoa; Arthropoda; Insecta; Ephemeroptera; Baetidae. The record is from RefSeq and is a predicted model, not a curated record.
UUGUUGGCAACAUUGUACAUAUCUCGUCAAAUCAACAAACACACCCACACACCACAUGCGGCCUCCAAAAUUAAGAGCAGACAAGCGAAGAUGGACUUUGCGAGAGCACAAUUGGAAAAAUAUGGCUGGAAGGAAGGUGAAGGUUUAGGCGCGCAGAAGACUGGAAUUUCGCAAGCUAUAAAGCCGUCGCUGAAACGCGAUCGGAUGGGUUUGGGAGCAGACCCGGGAAAAGAGUUUACAAAUACGUGGUGGAACCAGGCCUUCGAUGAAGCAGCUAAAAAGGUUAAAAUCAGUGUUAAGGAGGAUACAGUUGUGGUAAAGACAAUAAAGAAGAAGAAGAAAAAGGAGAAAAAGGUGGAGCCUGUGAAGUCAACGAAAAAGGUGUAUGGCAAUUUUGUGAAAUCUGCAGUCUUGGAAGACAACAAAGAAGUCGAGUCAACAGAUAAGAGGAUUAAUAAUCCUGUCGAAGAAAGCAAAGAUGACGUACUGAAAACUCCCCUAACAGAUGAACAGCUUUUUGCAGCCUGCGGAGGUCGAACGGCCCAUAAAGCUGCCAGACAUGGACACAAACUUUCGGGAAAAUUAGCUCGUUUGCAAAAGCACGACGAAAGUUAUCAGCUAUUGGCAAAAACUAAAGUGUGAUUGAUUUUUAUCUGUUACGGCUCAGAAGAUUGCAACAGUUAUUUAUGUAUUAAUGACACGUCAAAGAAAUAAAAGCAAAAUAAGAUAAUUGCCAAUGGCAACCAUUUA